Messenger RNA from Scomber scombrus (Atlantic mackerel), 2887 nucleotides. RefSeq names its product phospholipase A2, group XV (gene pla2g15). Gene Ontology annotation, cellular component: lysosome. The coding region runs from base 160 to 1425 and encodes 421 amino acids. Gene Ontology annotation, biological process: phosphatidylcholine metabolic process; ceramide metabolic process. The transcript is spliced from 7 exons. Lineage: Eukaryota; Metazoa; Chordata; Actinopteri; Scombriformes; Scombridae. The record is from RefSeq and is a predicted model, not a curated record.
GUUGUGGAGUCUCAUGAUCGUCAUCUUCUCGCUCGCCCGAUCAUCGUCAACACACGUUUGGUGAACUAGUCAAAGAUAACAACGCAGGAAAACACCGCUGCAGGUCUUCACACACCGAUCAGGCAACGAUGCCCGUGUGGCUAUGAGACAUCAGGAGCCAUGGCGGGUUGGCAACGGAUAACCGCCCGCUCCUCGCUGCUGCCAGUCGGCUUGUUGUUGUUGCUGUUGGCGGUAAGGAGCGACGGGAAACCUCUGGAAAAAUGCGGCGGCGACAAGUCCUGUCAGCCCCAAAGACCCCCCGUGGUCCUCAUUCCCGGGGACCUGGGAAACCAGUUGGAGGCGAAGCUGGAUAAGCCCAGUGUGGUGCAUUACAUCUGUUACAAGAAGACCGACUCCUUCUUCACUCUAUGGCUCAACCUGGAGCUGCUGGUGCCUGUAGCCAUAGACUGCUGGAUAGACAACAUAAGGCUGAUCUACAACAGGACCACACACUCCACCUCUUCCCCCCCGGGUGUGGAAAUCCGUGUACCCGGGUUCGGACAGACGUAUCCAGUGGAGUAUCUGGACCCAAGCAAACGUAGUGUGGGCAUUUAUUUCUUUACUAUAGUGCAGGCGAUGGUGGAGUGGGGUUACACCAGAGAUGAUGAUGUCAGAGGAGCGCCCUAUGAUUGGAGAAAAGCCCCCAAUGAGAAUAAAGAGUAUUUCCUGGCACUGCAGAAGAUGAUAGAGGAGAUGGCGGAGAAAGCCGGCGGGCCUGUGGUGCUGAUCGCUCACAGUAUGGGCAACAUGUACACGUUGUACUUCCUCAACCAGCAGCCACAGGCCUGGAAAGACAAAUACAUCAAAGCUUUCAUCUGUCUGGGACCGCCGUGGGCCGGGGUGGCCAAGACCCUCCGCGUGGUCACUUCUGGUGAUAAUAACCGCAUCCCAGUGAUCAGCCCGUUGAAGAUUCGCUCCCAGCAGCGCACUGCUGUCACCACCUCCUGGCUUCUCCCCUAUGCCCACACCUGGCCCAAAGAUAAGGUCUUGGUCCAGACACCCACCACUAACUACACCGUGCUAGACUACAAGCGCUUCUACUCAGACAUCGGGUUUGAGGACGGCUGGUUGAUGCGGCAGGACACGGAGCCGCUGGUGGCCGACCUCACGCCCCCGGGCGUGGCCGUCCACUGCUUGUACGGCACCGGCAUUCCCACGUCGGAGGGGUUCCUAUACUCCGGUAAGUUCCCAGACGUGGAGCCCAUGGUUCUGAGCGGCGACGGGGACGGGACGGUCAACCUGCUGAGCGCCAUCCAGUGCAAGCGGUGGGUGGGGCAGCAGAAACAGCCAGUGAUGUUACAAGAGCUUCCCGGGAACGAACACGUGACCAUGCUGCUGAACUUCACGACGGUGGCUUACAUCAAAAACGUGCUGUUCUCCCCGUGAUGCUGGCAGAAAGAAACACACACACACACACGCUCUCGUGCACAGAGCCAUAAGUGGACAUAUUGGUCUCACCUGUCUCUCUGAACAUUUCCCGCCAGAAUACUCCCCUGUACACGCCACACUGCUCAAGAAAAAAAGUAUUGAACUUUCGUAUUAAUAUUACAGAAUGAAAGUUUUAAAUUAAUUUUAUACCUUAGCUGUACUAUAAUUUCUGUUAAUUAAUGUCAGCUUGUUUACUGUUGAGCAAAACCUAAAUACAAUGACUUUUUAUAAUGAAACCCAAGAUUUUACCUACUAAAUUCACACAGUGAUGAUGAUGAUAAAUCACAAAGCAGGGAUAAACUGUAUGUGCCACUCUCUGAGUUAUGAAUCAUAGUCAGACCUUUUUUUAUUAAUGUUGUGAAAGAGACUUGUGAACUCUUGACUCUAAUGUUAAUGCUAAUUGUUAUAGCACAUAUUGUGUUUGUAUCUUUCUAUGUGCAACAGGUCACAUGUUUCAGUGCUCGGUGGAUAUUUAUAGCACCUACUUAGACUUUUAGCAAAACAACAUGCUUCCUUUUUUUCUGUCAUUUGAUUUAAUUUAAUUUGAUUUCUAGUAAUCUAUUUUUCUUGAUUUCUUUUUUCUUUUUUAUUCUUUGCAUGCAGCCAAGCUAUAAAAUUGCCUGACGGUUCAGGGACUUUAUUGUUUUUUAUUAUGUUACAUCCACGUUACAUGAGUCGUGUGCUGAAGAGCCCGAUCCAUACCUGGGAUACGGACGUUUGAAUUUAGUCGCGUUAAAGCUGCUCAACAGACAAACCAAAACCAGUUUUCAAAAGUGGAAAUUCACUCAAAGUCCCACUUACUUGCUUUUUCGGGAGCUUUGAACUGCAUCUCGAUGAAGGAAGUUUGCUACAAUAAUUGGGUUUGCGCCCUUCACUGAGGAAGACUAUGAGAUGUAAUUGAAAGUUCCAGAAGAGGCCAGGAAGUAGACAUUGAGGUACUAAUACAUUUUUUUAACAUUUAACAUUUUUAAGCCAAAAAAAGAAAUCUGUGUUUAAGUGUUGGAAUCAGUGUUACAAAGAGUCAUGCAGAGAAAUGCUGCUUUGUGCGUCAACCUCUCUGGCCAGCAUAUAUUCCUCCAUCACCUCCAUCCACCACUGCUCAUACCUGGUCACUUUUCUCUCGUCCUGUCCGGCGUAUGUCGUCGGUUCCGUGAGUAUUUUUUUCCUCGGGAUUGGUUUGAACCAGGUGCCUCAACAGGCUGGAUUUACACAUUGCUUAGAGGUUAAAAACUCGACUCCCUGUCCUUGUGGAAAUGCAGCCGGAAUCUCUCUGACCGGAGUGAUUGUACUGUGCUAUCCAGCCUACACUGGACCAAACCAAAAUGAUAUGCUCUAAAUAUCAUAUCUGCUGUGUACUAUCAGUAAUGUGUGUCAUAAAAACAUGUGUUGCCUAGAGAUAGUAAAAAUAUUUCAAAUAUUA